This is a messenger RNA of Parastagonospora nodorum SN15, 1071 nucleotides long. RefSeq lists its product as hypothetical. Gene Ontology annotation, biological process: ribosomal large subunit assembly; rRNA processing. NCBI's taxonomy places the organism in Eukaryota, Fungi, Ascomycota, Dothideomycetes, Pleosporales, Phaeosphaeriaceae. The record is from RefSeq and is a predicted model, not a curated record. The transcript has a single exon. Bases 1 to 1071 code for a protein of 356 amino acids. Gene Ontology annotation, cellular component: nucleus. Gene Ontology annotation, molecular function: 3'-5' exonuclease activity; nucleic acid binding.
AUGGCUCCAAUCGAGCUCAGUAGUUUGUCGUCCAACUGGAAGAAGCUCCAAGCUUCUCUGCAGUCUUCAAAACCCGCCGAGUCCUCGAAACACAAAAAGUUCGACCAAGGCACAGAGCAGUCACUCAAGCGCAAGAGGCCCCAGACCAAUGGAUCUAGUGCGCAUGCGCCCUCAACAGUAGUGAACGGCAACGGCAUACAUACACCACGGAAAUCGUCCGCUUCACGAAAGCGACAAAAGAUGGAGGAGCCCACGUCUGUUGGCGCAUCGGUAAAGCACCAUGACACCAAGUCUCUCGAGCGGAGCGUCUCAAUGCCGUCACUCAAGAAGAGGCCUCUCCUCACAGACCCCACCGAAAUCGUCGAACCCGUCUCCAUCCUCGAACCCCACCCCGACUUCCCCGACAUCGAGAAUGAAGGCGUCUCCGAGACCGCCCUGCCAGGCAAAUACGUCGCUGUAGAUUGCGAAAUGGUGGGAAUUGGCCCAGAGCCCAAUCGCGACUCAGCGCUGGCAAGAGUGUCGCUGGUGAACUUCCAUGGCCACCAAGUUUACGAUUCAUACGUCCAGAUCCCGCGCAAAAUCGAAGUCACAGACUACCGCACAGCUGUGUCCGGCAUCGAGCCGAGACACCUCCGGCCCGACGUGGCGCGACCCUUCGACGAGGUCAGGGAGGACCUCAAGACCCUGUUGACUGGGCGCAUACUGGUUGGACACGCGGUCAAAAAUGAUUUGGACGUGUUGAUUCUGAAGCACGAACCCAAGUUCAUACGAGACACGUCAAAGUUCUCCAAGUUUCGCCAACUAGCGCUGAGACCCGGACAUACGCCUGGACUCAAGCUCCUUGCAGAUAAGCUGUUGGGUGUGCAAAUCCAGGUCGGCGCACAUAGCUCAGUCGAGGAUGCGAGGGCUACCAUGGCACUGUACCGCCUGGAAAAGGCCGAAUUCGAGAAGGAAAUCAGGCAAAAGUACGGCAACAUUCGUCUCGACACAGCAGAUGUCGUCAAGGAUGAUGGCGACGAGGAGAAGAAGAAGCGGAACAGGAAGAAGUCGAAGAAAAAGAAGAAGCACUAG